This is a messenger RNA of Peronospora matthiolae, 2988 nucleotides long. The record is from the annotation of a GenBank genome assembly. Lineage: Eukaryota; Oomycota; Peronosporomycetes; Peronosporales; Peronosporaceae.
AUGCUUUUUCUGUAUUUCGCUCAAAAUCGCCCUUCACGUGUCAUCCGUGCCCAUUUCCUAAGUCCAUUGCUGAGCGAAGCCCGGCAAUUCAUGCAUCGAUAUUUGUCAGCAACUGGCGCUCGCUUAGACGUGUUUGAACAGCCGUUCCACCGAAAGGUUGACUUGGAUCUGCGCAGGCUUGAGUUUGUCCGUGACACACUUGCAGAGCUAAAGCGUUCGGGUGGUAUUCAAGUGGUAGCUCCGGAACAUCGCAUGUCACUUGAGCUCAAACGCCUGGAAUCAGGUAAUGAUGAUCCUGCGGUGGAGAUACUCGAUGCAAUCCUUGAUAGUAACCAAUUUGUCGAUGUUCUUGAUGAGUGUGACGCAAUACUCCAUCACAAGUAUCAUUUGGUGUAUGCGGUCGGUACACCGAUUCCUCUUGGUAGUGGAAUGGAACGGUGGACGGUCACAGAAGCUGUACUGCGAGUUGUGGCAAAUCAAACAGCCAGUUCUCGCGUCCGUAAGGUGCUACAAGCUGCACAUGUUUCCUGCUUUUCCCCAGACUACGUCACCCGCUUGGGUUCAUACGACGGUACUCGGCUGAACACUCUUGUGGAAAGCACGAAACUCAUGCGCCAUAAACUCAAAGAGGCCUUAGUGCUGGAUCUCAUCGACGAAGCUCCAUUUGAACUGAUGUGGCUAAAUACUUUUGGUGGCAAUGCUGCACGACCAUCAAUUGUCACGGCUAUUACUGAUUCGACCGUAAGUCUACAGGAAGCUCUUGGCGACGGCUUGGCAAAAAUUACGCCUUUCGUAGCUCAAUUACUGGCGAUGAGAGGACUCGUGGCAUUCGGAGUGCUCGAGCAUUGCUUGGAGAAACGCUAUCGAGUCGACUUUGGACUUCCAGUUUGUGAAUUUAGCCACCCUGACGUUUGUAUCGUGCUCACUCUGCUUGGAUAUUACCACGGCGGCCUGACAAAGGAGGAGGUCCGAGAUGCGUUCAAGGUGCUGUUGCGCUUGGACAUCUCGGAGCAAGAGCAUCAGUACGAUCGAUGGUUUGUCAGCGUCGAGCCGGGAUUAACUGACACUGAUCGGGUGGCUCUGUGCAACGUGCGCCAUAUUAGUCUUGCUGACAGCCGACAAUUCGAGACGUUGUGUCGAGUCUACAAGUACUGCAUGGAGGCGAUAAACUUCUUCUUGAACACAUGUGUGUUUCCCAACGAUACGCAGCAGUAUCCGCAACGAUUGUCCCGAACAGCGUGGAAUCUUGCAGCAGGAGACUGUACGAUCGGAUUCUCCGGUACGAACGAUAAUCACCGUUUGCUCCCACUUUCGGUGGCGCAACGAGAGCCAAAUGAGCCGUCAUUGUUGGGCACGAAUGGAAAGAUGAUCGACAAGAUCAUACGGGUGACACACAGUUACGAGGUGAUCAAUCCCAGUCCGAGACGCGGACUAAUACCAUGGCAGAGUGUGCUUUUAUUCGCCAUCGACAAGAAAGCACAAGCUCUUAUCGAUACUGGUGCCCUUCUCGCUGGUGUGGCGAAUGAUGGAGCAGCGGACUUUGUUCUCAAACAAGCUGACUUUGCGUUUGCUGGCGUAACAUUCUAUGACAGCAGGAAAGAGCACAACUGCUGGAUGAUUGCAGAAAAGGCUCGGGGGAUCAAGUUGCCGCUGAAAAAGUCCUCGAUGCUUGAGAAGGAGACGUUUGUCAUUUUUGAUGAAGCGCGCUCGCGAGGGUCAGACAUGAAGCUGCUACCAGACGCAGUCGCCGUUUUAACACUUGGGCCGAAGCUCACUAAAGAUAAACUGAUGCAAGGUGCAGGACGAAUGAGGCAACCUGGAUGCAAUCAGACGCUGUGGAUCGCUAGUUUUGAUGAAGUCGCGCAGAGCGUCCUUCAAACAAGUGGAAAACAUGCACUUUCACGUGUGUCUGUAAUCGAUGUGCUGAAUUGGGUGAUGGACAACACGAAAGCGGAGGCAACGCAGCUGAACCCGAACAAGGAGUUGGUUGAUGAGAACUGGUCGUUGGAGACGAUGUACCAAGAAAAGCUACAUGUGGAUAAAAUUGCGAAGAUCAUUGACUCGAAGGCGCACCUCGAUUCCAAGCUCUCUGCGGAUGCGGUGGUCGACGAAAUUUGUUGCAGGGGAUUUGUGUACGGACUCGACGAUGAAGUGUGUGUGACUUCACACACCGACGAGUGCGAACGAGAGCUCCAGAUCGAGGAAGAGAUAAUUCAGGAGCGAGAAGUUGAAGUGAUGAAGUGUGUUCCGAUCGAAGAGAAGGUCUGGAAGUACGAGAAGAUUUUGUGUGCCAGGUCAGUGAAAGACCUUAACGGAGUUGUGCAGGUGGUGGAGAUGACAGAUUUUAUCGGUCAAUCGGUCAUACCGAAGGAGAUGACGAGUCUGGCUUGGUCGAGUUCGCGGAUCUUUGGCACUGUGAACUUUUUUACAACAAUCGGAACGUGUAACACACAGACGAGCGCGGAGCAGAUGAACGCAUUUUUACGGAUGAUUGAUGUCGUACUGGUGUUUCGAAACGGUCAAGUUCUCUUGCUGUCUGAGUGUGAAGCUGAUCACAUACUUGAGCUGCUCUGGUCUGCCCGUGGAAGAAAGCACUGUAACUUCAGGUUUAUCAAUCUCGCUUUUGCACGCGAAAGCCUUGCUCGUGGCGGGACAAUCACCAAGUUCCGUGAUGUUCACCUGGCACUUGGACAGCAACUGGACCAAGAACUACCGCUACUGUCGACGAUUGCUUGUCACGUGUUCACUGGCGAAACGAUGAUGGCAAAGGAACAGCGAGCGAAAGUGGAGCAAGCAUUCCGCGACCUGCUUCGUCCACUGGCGCAGCGAGAAACGACGCUGAGCAAUUUCGUGACGUCGCGAGGUAAUAGCCACAAGUGGAUGCGUUCGUUUCUGCACGAACUUUGCCGCCGGAUGGAUUUGGAAUACUGCACAAAUAAACGAGUUCUGCGUUGUAGUGCUUGUGGGUCCAAGCGACAAAAGGUAUAA